This is a messenger RNA of Pecten maximus, 12016 nucleotides long. Its product is annotated as synaptotagmin-like protein 4. NCBI's taxonomy places the organism in Eukaryota, Metazoa, Mollusca, Bivalvia, Pectinida, Pectinidae. Gene Ontology annotation, cellular component: cortical actin cytoskeleton; exocytic vesicle; plasma membrane. The transcript has 14 exons. Gene Ontology annotation, molecular function: neurexin family protein binding; small GTPase binding; actin binding. The record is from RefSeq and is a predicted model, not a curated record. Gene Ontology annotation, biological process: exocytosis; intracellular protein transport. The coding region runs from base 406 to 3282 and encodes 958 amino acids.
UGAUCGACCCGAGGAACUGUGUAAUGGCCACACCAUAAUAACAUUUCGUAUAAAGUUCACGUGUGUGGCACCCUUUCGUUACGGCGGUGAUCUUACUCCUGGAGAAGGUGUCCUCCUGCUCGUGUUAUAAAGUGAUUUGGGAUUUACUUAGUUGUCACCUCUAACGUCAUCCGUUGGGAUUAUACAGGAAUUACCUACUGCUGUUGUUGUUUAACGUCGCUGCAUUUCUGUGCAUUUGAUCAGGGAUAAACAUGGAAUUCAGGAUACAUCCAGGUCUACUUGCAACAAACAGUAUUCUUCCUGGGUAACAAACACUUCAAAAAGGGGACACCUGGGUUAGAGGUACACCUUGGUUAGAGGAACACCUGAGAUUCCAGGUGCUUUAUCAUCAACAGGUGUGACAACAUGGAAAAGAUGACGAUGGAGAAUCUAAUUGAUGUUGAUGGUCUGUCUGAGGAGGAGCGUGCUGUCAUCCUCAAUGUCCUCAAGCGUGAUGAGAGCCUCCGCAAAACAGAAAGCCUGAAAGUGCGGCAGUUACGAUUGGAGAUCCAGUCAAUACGAAUGAAAAGUGUCCUUAGGGAUGGGGAUGACCUGUCCAAAAUGUGUGCCCGUUGUCAUAGCGAACUGGGCUUCCUAUUCAACAGAGGCGAGAUUUGUCCCACCUGUCAUUUCAAAGUGUGCAAGCUUUGUCAGGAGACGUUACUUAAUGGGAAAUGGUUGUGUUCCCUAUGUUACAAACAGAGGCAGCUGAAAUGGCUCCAGCAGGACGGAGUACAAAAUAGUUCUGGACUGAAGCGCUGGCCAUCAGGAGCAGACCUGGUCAAGGCAUCCAUACGCAAGACAUUGGUUAUCGCAGAUCCAGGUGCAGAAUCUGAUCCCGGUGCUGAGACUGGAUACAAACUGAAUGGUGCUACAGUCAGAAACGGAUCCAUUCAUAAAGAUAAGAGUCCACAAGAUGCUGAACGCAUUGAGUAUCCAAAAGAUUCGGACAAACGUAAGCUCACACAAUUGUUUGAUGCAUUUAAAAUGCAAAAAAAGACGGACAGUCCCGAGAGAAGGCUCCAGCAACAGACGUCAGUUCGCAGAGCGACGUCACGGAGAUAUGGCACUGAUACAGAGUCAAGUUCUUCGUCAGAUGAGGAUGUGUCCUCAUCACUUCCAGCUUCCAUGUUAACAACAGUAUCUGUACAGAGUUCUCCAGCGUCCUCCAGGGUGUCGGGAUACAACACAACGGCAUCAGAGUUCGAGGAAAUACAUGUUAGUGAUUCUGUGUUACAUAAAACUUCAGAGAGCGUCAACAGCAGCCCUCGGAAAUCCUUACAAAGAAAACAUUCAUAUGAUUCUGAUCAGACUAUACAUUCAGAUGAUGCCCCAUUUUCGAAAAGUAGUACAGAAACUCAGAUAAGAGUUGAAGUCCAUUCAGAUGCCUCAUCAACACAAAGUGCAGACAUUGUUCGACCAAAAACAUCCCCAUCAAAAAGUGCAUCAUCUAAUUCUCAAAAUAGUUAUAGCAAGGUAAGACAAUCAAGUAAAGAGGGAUAUGUGAAAGUGACAAGGAAAGAGAGUUCUUCUUCACAGCGUUCCACUUCACCAGAGAUGGGAGGCAUGCGACAUGUGCAAGUCUCUCGACAGUCUGUUCUCCAGCCGGGGAGAUCCCCAUCUCCUUAUUCUUUUGAUAGUAUUCCGUCUUCCCAUGCCAAUUCUCCAUUACCACGACAACGGAUUUUGGAUCAAACUUUGGAUUAUCCACUUCAAAAAAAUUCUUCAGAGGAUACGGAUUCGUUGUCACGGUUUAGUGGCACGGAGUACAGUGGUACAGAAUCGUCCUACCAUAUACGGGACGGCAGUAGUGGGGGAGACGAUCUCAUGAUGGAUGACAUCUCUAAAGUUAAAUUUCAUAAGUUGUCAAAGAAAAUUGAAAAAUCCAGAUCCAGGUCGCCACAUUCACCAAACACAAAGAAAGACAUACCACCUAAACUGUCCCCACGAGCCAGCUCUGAGGGGUCGGGGAGCCUGGAAGAUAGCGGCCAUGUCAGUGGCACGUCCACGCAGGACAACACACCUGAACAUCGACGUACAGAUAGUAUACAGAGCCAGAUGUCCGUCCCCUCUACAUUGUCUACAGUUACCGAUGUCAGUAAUAAGGAGGAUGACAGUGAGGCUGAUAUAGACGAGCUAGUAGCCAGCCAUAAGGCCUCAACCCAGAGUUCCUAUGGGAGUAGUCGUGGCAACCUCCUGUCCACUGUAGCUGACAGUCGGGAGAGUAUCGCUAGUUUCUAUAGUGAUGCUGGUGGAGUGAAUUAUGGGAAGGUUCCUAUCACGGGUGAGAUACAGUUUGGCCUGGACUAUAACUACAGGACUGGGUCACUGGAGAUAGCCAUCCGACAAUGCAAGGACUUAGCACCAGCUGACCCUAAACGCCACCGAUCAGACCCGUAUGUGAAGACGUAUUUAUUGCCGGAUAAGACACGUGGAGGAAAAAGGAAAACCAGAGUUAAGAAAAAUACUAUUUGUCCAAUUUUCGACGAAACUCUGCGUUAUCUUAUCUCUAAGAGUGAGGUGGAGAACAGGAUAUUGUGGGUCACUGUGUGGCACAAUGACAGGUUUGGUCGAAAUGACUUCCUUGGUGAAGUAUCCAUUAACUUCGACUACUUCCGGUUCGGGGACUCUGCACCUAAAUGGUACACCUUACAGGAAAGGGUGGAGACACAAACCACAUCACUGCUGACUUACCAAGGUGACCUAAUCCUGUCACUAAGGUUGGUAUCUAGGGACAAUGUGAAGGAGCUCCUCACAUCCCCAACCAAGACCAAGAGGAAGAAGGCUCAGCCAGAUGGGCAAUCUGGAUUCCAGUUACAGGUCCUUGUCAAGGAGGCAAGGAACCUCACUGCAGUCCGCUCCAAUGGAUUCUCCGACCCCUUCUGUAAAGCCUACCUGUUACCAGACAAGAGUAAGGGGCUGAAGCAGAAAACACCUGUGAUAAAAAGAGACUGUAACCCUAAGUGGAACUACAAGUUUAUAUUUGAUGACGUCAGCCCAGACGAUCUUAAGGAACGUGGCCUAGAACUAACUAUCUGGGACUACGACAAAAUCUCCAGUAACGACUUCUUGGGAGGAGUCCGACUCAGCCUUGGGCUAGGACGAAGUUAUGGUAAAAUUGUUGACUGGAAUGAUGCUAAAGGUGAAGAGAUAUCAAUAUGGCAAGCCAUGUUGGACAGACCUGAUUCUUGGAUAGAUGGUACAUUAAUCCUACGUCCAAAUAUGGACAAAAGAAGAUAUUAGAAUAUCUCCAUGCAUAUUUUUUACAUGAAGUUUGAUUGGAUGGAUUAGAAUUUAUAAAAAAAUCUCAUUUGAAUGAAAGGACUGACCUUGAUUGAGAAUGUGACUACUUUACUGUUACCCUGUGGAGUUACUUGGCCUAUAGUGUAUGUGAUGACCUAUAGUGUAUACGAUGACAUCAAAUGUGAAAAAACAAUAUGCUAUAAGGAACAGUGAUGGUUAUGUGUCAGGUAGAGUGAAACUUGACCAAACACAGAAUGUCUCUUGAUAUUGACAAGUUGUAAUUAAUUACAUACAAUUAAUACCAAAUAUGGGCAUACGGUGAAACACAAAUUCAAGUGAUAAUCAUUGUAUAUAUUGUUCUGACCAAAUAUGGAUAAAUCACACAAACUGGCAACAGGCAGUGAUAACAUGAUUAACUUUAUACCAAAUAUAGAAAUGAUGUAGAUUACCUGUGGUAAGCAUUCUUACCAUAGUAGUGAGUAUAUAUAUAUAUACUUAUUUAGUAGCUUUAAGACAUUUUUCUACAGUGCCUGGAAUCACUCUAUAUAUAUAAAUAACAUACAUUAGGUGCCUCAUCCUCAUACAUGUAUGAAAGCCUCAUUUUCAUUCAGAUUCUAUAUAUAAACCAGUUAAACUUCAUUCAUGUAUGGUAAACUUUAUGUAGUGAAGCUUACAUGAUUAACAAACUUCCAUUUCAUAUGUUCGGUUAAGUUUACAUGAUUAAAAUUCAAUGAACUUCAUCAUGUACAUGUAUGGUAAUUUUAUCAUGUAUACACAUAUAUAUGGUCAAUAUUUACAUGAAAAACAUUCACAAAACUUCAUCUUUACAUGUAUGGUAGAUUUCAUCUCGUACAUAAGUAUAUAUUAUGUAUAUGGUCAACUUUGGUACAAAACUGAUCUCAAUGUGUCAACGGCACAAUCCCAAAUCUACCAGCCUGUCCUUAAUCUAUCUUUUGUCAUUCUGAGUUACAUGUAUGAUUUGUGUGUUAUAUGGUAAACUAUCAUGACUUGUAACUAAUAUACGAUAUAAGUAGUGAAUUCACAUCACCUCAUCAGUUUUUGUCCUCUACAUCAGACUGAAUUCUGGUCAAUACACCAGUUGAUAUAUAUCUCAGUAACAAAACCUGGCUCUGAAGUUUUGUUAGAAAAGCUAAGCUGAUCCUGUAGUUCUGUGUGACAAAGACUUAGCUGACAGUUCUGUAGUUCUAUGUGACAACGGCUUAGCUAACAGUUCUGUAGUGAUGUGUGACAAAGACUUAGCUGACAGUUCUGUAGUUAUGUGUGACAACGGCUUAGCUAUAUAAACGGUUCUGUAGUUCUAUGGGACACAAAAAAGACUUAGCCACAUUAUGGAGUUAUCUGUGACAAUGACUUAGCUGACAGUUCUGUAGUGAUAUGUGACACUGUUAAACACCAAAUCUAAGUUCAACACCAAAUGUCAAUUCUACCAUACAUUUGUGCAAUAUAUUUACCAAAACAAACCAGACAGGUUCAUGCAAUGUAUGUUCUUCUUUAAUUCGUAUUUCUACGAUAUAUUUGUGGUUGUGCAAUGUAUGUACCAAGACUUAUGUAUACCAAAUAUCCUGAAGGUGUUUCAUCCAGACUAUUGUACAGAGGAUUGCAGUCAUGCAGUUCAUUUUUCAAUAUGUAGAGAUCGAGUAUAACCGACUCCCUGUUAAUUGUUAGCUUCAUGUUCAAUUAGAGUUUAUCAUACAAGACCUCACACAAAAAGGUGGUAGAACACUAUCUUAGUUCAGGCUGGGUAGGAGUAUUAUCUGGAUAGUAAAGUCAGACGAUCAUUCCUGUUAUAUCACAGAAAUAAGACUUCUAAUUACUGUAAUACAGGAACAUUCCUGUAUUGGUGAAUAUUAAUGGUAUCAACAGAAAAAUGGUCUGGUACUAGAAAGUCUUCUUAUUGAAGGAAAGUUUCGGCUCAGGAACAACCUUAAAGUUAUUGCAUUUAAAGAGGUACCAUCUGAUUAAUAUUAUUUGUGUAGGGUGAAAACAACAAAGCAAGCAAAAGCAGAAAUUUCCAGUGUUUCCUUUUCAUCAUUACUUUUUCUAUAAACAACUUUUAAAAAGGCUUAUUUUAAACAUUUAUGGAACCAAUUGGGUUUUUUUUAUCAGCCUGAACAUCAUUUAAUUCCCUCUUAGUUUGCUAAUUAGCCGUUGUUGUUGACAAUGUUAUUUUUGCCUCAUCGUUUAUCCUCUUUAAGCCAGGAAUCCAUUUUUGUAACAAGAUUUAAUUUAUCGAUUGCUUUAAUUUGUAAUUCAACAAUCCUCUACAAAUGAUAUUACAGGUCUGAAAGAGGUUGCUUUGUAUAAGGGAAUUUAAUUGCUAUACAAUGGAAAGUGUUAAAAAUAGAGAGGAUAAAAUGUCUGAUGAAAGGGGCAACCUAAACCAGUAUCGCAGAGGAAGAGUGAGUUGUCUCCCUUAGUUCAUAAUUACAUUCCUUAUAUAAUUUUGUAAGCUGUGCUUAUGCCAUUAACAUUUGAAUUUAUUUACAAAGAAGAUGAAACAAAUCAUUGUACACCAAAGCACUGUUAUUAUUGAAAUGUGAUGUAUGUAUUUGUGAUUUUUUUGUUUAAUUAGAAGAAUAGAAAUCAAACAUGUUAAAUCUAACAAAAUUACUUAAAUAAGUUGAGUAUCAUUCCUCAGUUAUGAUUUAUCAAUGAAAUAUUGGAUGUGAGAAUUAUAACAAAUAGAAUUUUGAUGUUUUGAGGUUGUAUGUACAUUGUAUUUGUAUUAGAUAUUUACCUACAUGUUAAAUUACCUAUGUUAUUUAUAUACGACUCCUGUAUAACUUCCUUCUGUCCUGUAUUCAAUGGUUUAUGGUGCUGUUUCCCUCCGUGGCUAAUUUUUUAAUUGUUGACGUGGAAUCUCAUUUUACAUGUAUAAUCCAGUUUGUUUACAAUCCGCAUAAUGAGUGUGUGUAAUACAGAGAAUUACCUGGAGCGCCAUAUGGUAGAGGUACAAAACUGUUCAAAGUGUUCUCACCAUGACAACACUUAUUAUCAUUCUGUUUGUAUAUACGAUAUAUUAUUAAGAAUUAAUAAACAUGGCGCCUUCCUUCCAUGUAUGCUGGUGAGCUGAACGAAUAUAAAGAUUUUCACAAAAACAGAUAUUGCUAGAUACGAUUCGCUAUGACAGUAGGAAAGGACAGUCUGUCCCCUAGUUCAUACAGGGUAACCCAGUGCUGGAAACAUACUCUUUGAAGGACAGAUAUCCAAUAAUGGGAGAUUUACGGAGAGAGACUAGAAUGUCAUCAGUAUUGUAUGGAUUUACAGAGAGAGACCAGAAUGUCGUCAGUAUUGUAUGGAUUUACGGAGAGAGACUAGAAUGUCAUCAGUAUUGUAUGGAUUUAUGGAGAGAGACCGGAAUGUCAUCAGUAUUGUAUGGAUUUACAGAGAGAGACCGGAAUGUCGUCAGUAUUGUAUGGAUUUACGGAGAGAGACUGGAAUGUCAUCAGUAUUGUAUGGAUUUACAGAGAGAGACUAGAAUGUCAUCAGUAUUGUAUGGAUUUAUGGAGAGAGACCGGAAUGUCGUCAGUAUUGUAUGGAUUUAUGGAGAGAGACCGGAAUGUCGUCAGUAUUGUAUGGAUUUACGGAGAGAGACUGGUAUGUCGUCAGUAUUGUAUUGAUUUACGGAGAGACUAGAAUGUCGUCAGUAUUGUAUGGAUUUAUGGAGAGAGACUAGAAUGUCAUCAGUAUUGUAUGGAUUUACGGAGAGACCGGAAUGUCGUCAGUAUUGCAUGGAUUUACGGAGAGAGACCGGAAUGUCGUCAGUAUUGUAUGGAUUCACAGAGAGAGACUAGAAUGUCGUCAGUAUUGUAUUGAUUUACGGAGAGACUAGAAUGUCAUCAGUAUUGUAUGGAUUUACGGAGAGAGACCGGAAUGUCAUCAGUAUUGUAUGGAUUUAUGGAGAGAGACUAGAAUGUCGUCAGUAUUGUAUGGAUUUACGGAGAGACCGGAAUGUCGUCAGUAUUGCAUGGAUUUACGGAGAGAGACCGGAAUGUCGUCAGUAUUGUAUGGAUUCACAGAGAGAGACUAGAAUGUCGUCAGUAUUGUAUUGAUUUACGGAGAGACUAGAAUGUCAUCAGUAUUGUAUGGAUUUACGGAGAGAGACCGGAAUGUCAUCAGUAUUGUAUGGAUUUAUGGAGAGAGACUAGAAUGUCAUCAGUAUUGUAUGGAUUUACGGAGAGAGACUAGAAUGUCGUCAGUAUUGUAUGGAUUUACGGAGAGAGACUAUAAUGUCAUCAGUAUUGUAUUGAUUUACGGAGAGACCGGAAUGUCAUCAGUAUUGUAUGGAUUUAUGGAGAGAGACCGGAAUGUCAUCAGUAUUGUAUGGAUUUAUGUAGAGAGACCGGAAUGUCAUCAGUAUUGUAUGGAUUUAUGGAGAGAGACUAGAAUGUCGUCAGUAUUGUAUGGAUUUACGAAGAGAGACUAAGAUGUCGUCAGUAUUGUAUGGAUUUACAGAGAGACCGGAAUGUCAUCAGUAUUGUAUUGAUUUACGGAGAGCGACCGGAAUGUCGUCAGUAUUGUAUGGAUUUACAGAGAGAGACCGGAAUGUCGUCAGUAUUGUAUGGAUUCACAGAGAGAGACCGGAAUGUCAUCAGUAUUGUAUGGAUUUAUGGAGAGAGACUAUAAUGUCAUCAGUAUUGUAUGGAUUCACAGAGAGAGACUAGAAUGUCGUCAGUAUUGUAUGGAUUUACGGAGAGAGACUAGAAUGUCGUCAGUAUUGUAUGGAUUUACGGAGAGACUAGAAUGUCGUCAGUAUUGUAUGGAUUUACGGAGAGAGACUGGAAUGUCAUCAGUAUUGUAUGGAUUUAUGGAGAGAGACCGCAAUGUCAUCAGUAUUGUAUGGAUUUACAGAGAGAGACGGGAUGUCAUCAGUAUUGUAUGGAUUUACGGAGAGAGACUAGAAUGUCAUCAGUAUUGUAUGGAUUCACAGAGAGAGACUAGAAUGUCGUCAGUAUUGUAUGGAUUUACGGAGAGAGACUAGAAUGUCGUCAGUAUUGUAUGGAUUUACGGAGAGAGACUAGAAUGUCGUCAGUAUUGUAUGGAUUUACGGAGAGAGACUGGAAUGUCAUCAGUAUUGUAUGGAUUUAUGGAGAGAGACCGCAAUGUCAUCAGUAUUGUAUGGAUUUACAGAGAGAGACGGGAUGUCAUCAGUAUUGUAUGGAUUUACGGAGAGAGACUAGAAUGUCGUCAGUAUUGUAUGGAUUUACGGAGAGAGACCGUAAUGUCAUCAGUAUUGUAUGGAUUUACAGAGAGAGACGGGAUGUCAUCAGUAUUGUAUGGAUUUACGGAGAGAGACUAGAAUGUCGUCAGUAUUGUAUGGAUUUACGGAGAGAGACUAGAAUGUCGUCAGUAUUGUAUGGAUUUACAGAGAGAGACCGGAAUGUCAUCAGUAUUGUAUGGAUUUACAGAGAGAGACCGGAAUGUCGUCAGUAUUGUAUGGAUUUACGGAGAGAGACCGCAAUGUCAUCAGUAUUGUACGGAUUUACAGAGAGAGGCCGGAAUGUCAUCAGUAUUGUAUGGAUUUAUGGAGAGAGACUGGAAUGUCGUUAGUAUUGAGUAAACUCCAUUGAUAGCAUUACAUGAAGAGUGCUAAUCUUUCGUUACCUGACCAAUUAUGACAGUUCUGAACAAAGAAAUCCACACAAAUUAUGUCCGAUCUGUUUUGUUAUGUACCCGUAUUUUACUAACCUGAUACACACUCUGCCCACAUGAAGCACUUUUAUUUGUGGAUCCUAAAAUGUAUAGAGCUGGCUCUGUGAUAAAAUUAUACAUGUGUAUCCAUUACCUUGUUCUCAAAAAUAAAUGAAAAAAAAAAAAUUACAUCUAAAGAAAAAGAAUAUGAAUAAAAUGGUGACAUCUAUGCAAUAAAGCUUUCUUAUGGUCUCUAAACACUUAAAGUAGUGUUUGAUUUGAAACUGUCUACUUUAUAGUCACCGAUAUUUUCCUUUUAAUGUUUAUAAUAUCACUUCCUAAAGUCACUCUCACAUUACAGAAUGUGAAGUUGCCUCGGAUACCAAGAGUACUACCGUAAUAUAGAUGUAUUAUAAAUAUGAAUAAAUUCUAUCGUGUUUAAAUAUUUUUGAACAGUUUUAUUACAUAAAUACGGUAUUAUUGCUUAUUUUUUGUUCAUUAUAUAUACAGUAUCGUUUAAGUGAUAUUUAUGAAGUAUAGAAUUGAAUGUAAAAUGUGAAGUUGUGACAAUUUGCAUGAUAUCAUAUUUGUUAAAUCUUUUUUUUUUUUUAAAUCAUAUAUUCUAUAAAGUUGCUGUUAAUUUUUAAACAACUUUCAUGAUAUAUACAUUCCAGUAUGAUUAAUUAAUUAAUGUAUAUUGCUCAUAAAAAGUUCUCAUGUUUUUGUACAUUGAAAACCCCAUCUUCAUAUGCCAUCCAGAUAUUCUGUUGUCCCAUUCAGAGUUUAAAUGUGUUUGUUUGAAAGUUGCAAUGUAUUGUAUAUGCAUAUAUUGUUAUUUUUUUCUAUUGAAGUUAAAUGUAUAAAAUUAUUCAUACCUGCUAUCUGAUUGUACAGAAUUUUUACUCCAUUUUCUACUAGAAUUUUUCACAUACCCCAGUGUUUUCAAAUGUUUCCUUUUCUCUUCAUAGAAACAGAAAUCAAUGAAAGCCUUCAUUCAGCAUUUAGCACCUAAAUGAGUUCUGAAUCAAACUGGCAGAAUUGUAUUUCCUAAGUCGUACUGUAAAACACUAAUGUACAAAGAGGUAAUGAUCCUGUACCACUAGGUAGAAAAUGUCAUACAAUGUACCUGUACAGGUCACUACCAUAGUACAAACAAUGUACCUGUACAGGUCGCUACCGUAGUACACACAAUGUACCUGUACAGGUCGCUACCGUAGUACACACAAUGUACCUGUACAGGUCGCUACCGUAGUACAUACAAUGUACCUGUACAGGUCGCUACCGUAGUACAUACAAUGUACCUGUACAGGUCACUACCGUAGUACAUACAAUGUACCUGUACAGGACACUACCGUAGUACAUACAACGUACCUGUACAGGACACUACCGUAGUACAUACAAUGUACCUGUACAGGUCGCUACCAUAGUACAUACAAUGUACCUGUACAGGUCGCUACCGUAGUACAUACAACGUACCUGUACAGGUCGUUACCGUAGUACAUACAAUGUACCUGUACAGGUCGCUACCGUAGUACAUACAAUGUACCUGUACAGGUCGCUACCGUAGUACAUACAAUGUACCUGUACAGGUCGUUACCGUAGUACAUACAAUGUACCUGUACAGGUCGUUACCGUAGUACAUACAAUGUACCUGUACAGGUCGUUACCGUAGUACAUACAACGUACCUGUACAGGUCGCUACCGUAGUACAUACAAUGUACCUGUACAGGUCGCUACCGUAGUACAUACAAUGUACCUGUACAGGUAGCUACCGUAGUACAUACAACGUACCUGUACAGGUCGUUACCGUAGUACAUACAAUGUACCUGUACAGGUCGUUACUGUAGUACAUACAAUGUACCUGUACAGGUCGCUACCGUAGUACAUACAAUGUACCUGUACAGGUCGUUACCGUAGUACAUACAAUGUACCUGUACAGGUAGCUACCGUAGUAUAUACAACGUACCUGUACAGGUAGCUACCGUAGUACAAACAAUGUACCUGUACAGGUCGCUACCGUAGUACAUACAACGUACCUGUACAGGUCGCUACCGUAGUACAUACAAUGUACCUGUACAGGUAGCUACCGUAGUAUAUACAACGUACCUGUACAGGUAGCUACCGUAGUACAAACAAUGUACCUGUACAGGUCGCUACCGUAGUACAUACAAUGUACCUGUACAGGUCGUUACCGUAGUACAUACAAUGUACCUGUACAGGUAGCUACCGUAGUAUAUACAAUGUACCUGUACAGGUCGCUACCGUAGUACAAACAAUGUACCUGUAUAUGUGACAGUAUAAGUACUUGUACAGGUAUUGUUAAUGUUUUGGUUGUAGAGUAGGACUAACCCCGUGUUACUAAGCAUGUAUAAACCAAUUUGUGGUAAAAGUGUGUUGACUGUAUAUGAUGUCCCUUGAACUGGUACAAAAUAAAAAAAUUCAAGUUUUCUUCAAAACGUUAAAGUUAAUACUUAACCUUUAUAGUUCAGCAUUUAUUCAUAAAUAGUAUUCAAUUAAUCAUUGGCUUUACAGAAAACAGAUGUUCAGUAAGUACAUUUUCAACAUACAUAUAGGUAUAAUAGUAAUGUCAGUUACUAUCUACAACCAAGAAAUAGGCGUGGCUCCUCUACAGGGGACUAACUGAAUACCAAAAAUAAUCCGGUUACAGUAAACUUUCAAUUAAUCACCAAGGGGCUUAUUAUCUAUUUUACAACAAAUUAUUCAAAUUUAUUAAAGCAAAAGUUACAAAAGAUUGCAUCUAUAUGACAAAUGAAUAUAUGGCAAAGAAAUCAUCAGUUCAGAUGACAACUUUGAAUGUAUCCUGUCAUGCCAGGAUCAAUAGAGAAACAAAGUUUAAGGAUUUUUAUAAUCAAAAUAUUUUAAAUUUGUAAUUUAUUUUAAGCAUAUUUGGGUUUGUCUGCUUUGCAAUGACUAUAUUGGAAAUCCUAACAUUGGAGUGGUCUCCCCUUGGUCAGAGAGUCUGUCUCCUGCUGCCAGAGUUGUGCAGCAUACUUUAUUUUGCACUGCUGUUCAUCUAUGUAUACAAACAACUAAAUACUCAAAAGUAAAACAUGUAAAAUGA